Molecule: messenger RNA, 1532 nt
Organism: Leptidea sinapis
Lineage: Eukaryota; Metazoa; Arthropoda; Insecta; Lepidoptera; Pieridae
Product: RE1-silencing transcription factor-like
Exons: 3
Coding region: 111-1496 (461 amino acids)
Biological process (GO): regulation of transcription by RNA polymerase II
Cellular component (GO): nucleus
Molecular function (GO): DNA-binding transcription factor activity, RNA polymerase II-specific; zinc ion binding; transcription cis-regulatory region binding
Source: RefSeq, a predicted model, not a curated record
CAUAAAUAAAAUAAAAAGUAACCGCAAAAUACACUGUUUCAAAAUACAGCAGUCAAGAAAAUAACAAAAAAAUCUUAAUAUCUCCAGACUUCUAUAGUCAGAGUAAUGAAAUGUCUUCUGUGGAGUUUAAUUUAGACUUAAAUAACGAAGAUCUUAGCUCAAUAUGCAGAAGUUGUCUCUCACCGUCUGUUGAUCUGAAGAAUAUGAUUGAUUGGGGGCUUGCUGGUGAUUUUUACAAAGCAACGGAUAUUCUGGUAACAGAAAGAGACUCAGUGUCAAAGUCCCUAUGUCUUUCCUGUGAAGAUUUGUUGCUGAAAUGUAUGAGAUUUAAGCUACAAAGCAUUCAGGCGGAUCAGAUCAUAAAGGAUGCUGCUAAAAAAAGAAUCCUCACAACACCUCAAAUUUACGAAACCGAAGAAACUCACACCGUACAAAAUACCAUAACGAUAAACUUACAGGAUAGUUUUCUCACGCUCUAUAUAAUUGCGCCAAAUAAAGAUGAAAAAUUAGAUUUACCAUGUCCAUAUAAUUGUGAUCAAAAAUUCUUAAAGAAAACCCAUUUACAAAGCCAUAUGGUUAAAUUUCACGGCAAACAGAAGGAUUUUAUUGUUGAUCUAAAGUUUAAUUGUAACCAUGUUGGCUGCCAAUACCACGCUGAUUCGGGCAAAGAGAAAUAUUUUUCAAAUAGGAAACUUUUGAAUCAGCAUUACAGGAAAGUUCACGACGAAAAAAAUAUACUGUGUGAUGUCUGUAAGUUGAAGUUCUCAUCUGAAACUGAUUAUAACAGACAUGUUAAAACGUGUAAUUUUAUUUAUUUGUGCCAAAUAUGUGAUAAGGCUUACGCAGAUAAUGAAAGGCUGCUAGUACACCUGAUGCGUAAACACCCAGACUUACACGAGCAACACAAGGAAAUGCGAAAAGUAGAAAAAAGGAAAUCGGAGAGUAGUAUUGAGUCAAAGAAAAUGAAGUCCGAGGCUGAAAAGUUUUCUGAAUACAUUUGCGACAGUCCAAAACGAUCUUUUGCAACUCAAACUCUGGAAGAAAACAUAAGAAACGACGUGACGUUGUCAUGGCAACCGGAGACAAAAACUGAUGAAAUAUCAACACAGACAGUCUUCGAAGAUCUCCUAUCGCUAAAGUCACAAACUAGCGAAGACGAGUCGAUAUUUUGUUCUGAAACUGUAUCCCUGUCUGACAUACAAACACAAACAUUUCCAUUAGAGUUUGGUUUAAUGAGGUCUAAUAAAGAAACAAUCACAUCAGGAACGCAUUCGCCAGAUUUGAGUAUCAAAGAGACACAGACUUGUUUUUGUUUGUAUGACUCACCGAAGCCUAGAUCUAUUGAAGGGAUUUCGUCAAAUAGUAAUACAUCGUUCUCAAUGAAUUUUAUAUCGACUGAGACUCAAACGUUGAAGGGUUUUGUUGAUGAUAUGAGCGUUAAUUCAGCCGAAACUCAGACGAGUUUCGAUGAUAUUAUACAUGAUAAUGAUUUGUAAUCAUUUUUGGUAAUAAAAUAAAGUUUUGAGAAUAAA